AUACACCCAGCCUCUAAUCAUUCAGCAGGUAGUCUACGCAUGUGAUCGCAAGCCUCCGCUUCUACACCUGACCAUCUUUUGGCAGUUCUUAGCCAAAACAGAGAAUUAACUCACCGCAAAGGUCAGUUAAAAUGGGGAAUGAAUUAAGCAAGACGCAAGAAAGGGAGGACCAAGAAGAAGGUCUACCAGAAAAUGAUUCAGAGCUAGUAGUUGGAGUUAAGAAUGGACCAGUCACACAACAAAGCCCACCUGGAUUGAACGCUAUGAAGUCCAAUGACCAAGUGGACACAAAAAUUGUCCAACAGGAAAAUGUGAUAACGUCUUCUCAAAAAACCAUUAUAAUCAGUCCCAUCUCAAAUGGAAUUACUAAUAAUCAACCAUCCGCUAAAUCUAAGUUCAGGAUGACCAUCACUCGGCCUGCCCCGGGACCCGCCGCAUUCCAAGCCAACGGCCCAGACAUUGAGGUUGAGAAACCGGUGGUGACAUUAGGAGACCAGCCCGUUGUCCAAGUUUCGAAUGACACCCCAGUCGUUCUACAAACCAAUGUCAGCGGCAUCCAAAACCAGCCUCCACCUUCUACGUUACCCGCAGAAGAUGCCUCUGUAACACUAUCCACACAAGGUGAAGACACAUCCUCCAAACCCAAGGAAAUAAAGGAAAUGAGUUUAUUUCAGAGACUUUUUAUGCCAGAAAAAAAGGUACAAAUUGAGGACACUCUUCAACCCGAGACAGAGGUAAACAAGGAGGCCGGCAUCACAGUGGAACAGAACUCUCAGUUACAAAGUCUUCCACAGAACAAUACUCCACAAUUACAGAACACAGAUGGUUCCAAGCAAGCGUCUGUGCAGGUGCUGAACGCUGGUGCUGUAACACUGUCGACGACAACAACAGACACCAAAGCCACGCAAACCAGGUCGGAAGCCACCCAAACGACCCCUACAGAAGAGGUCCACCCAGUCAUGAGUUUCUUCAAAACCUUGGUCUCCCCUAACAAGCCCGCGACAAAAUCUGAGGACGAGAUAAAGAAUGAAGCCGAUGAGAAGAAAAAAGAGAACGGAGGAUUGAGAAAGUCACCCAUAAAAAAGGAGAAAUCAAAGAGCUUUUCGGAACAAACGCUGGACGCGGAAUCCAAAGGAUCAAAGAAUGCAGAGAGCUCCAAAACUAGGACACUUUCUAGAUUUUUUAAACAGAAGUCCAAAAAGGAGGAACAACAAGGAAGUGAAAAUAAAGUUGUGGAAGAACCCGCUGUUAUGUCUGUCUCUGUAAAUUCAGAGAAAGCAGCCGCUCCUGUGCAAAUACUAACCCAGGACCCUCUGCCUUCUGACUCUACCAUACAAUCGCAGAUUACAGCACAGACCUCCAAGGAUGGAGAAAAGGCUUCCAAGGAGUCCGCACCCCGACCAAGGCCAUUUUGGAGAAAGUCCUUCAAAGAAGAUCCUCAGACUAACCAACUAACACAGAACGUUGUGCAGGAACCGGCUGUUGUAUCUCUGUCUAUAGACUCAGAGAAAGCGGCCGCUCCUGUCCAAGUACUAGCACAGGACCCUAUACCCUCUGAAGCCAAUGUGCCAUUAAAGGAGGAAGGAAAAACUGCCAAAGAACCAACACCGCUGCCUAAACUGUUUUGGAGAAAGUCUUUCAAAUCAGAUCCUCCGCCCAAUAAGGUUCAAGAGAAUGUGGUACAAGAGCAGAAUGUUGUGUCUGUGUCUGUAAAUGCCGCACCCCAACCGGUACUAAAGGAGGCACCAAACCCCAAAGAACAGACGCAAACCUCCAUACAGCCCACCAACGAUGAAGUGAAAAAUGCAAAGGAACCCACCCCACGUCCUUUGCCUUUCUGGAGAAAGUCCUUUAAAGGAGAUCCUCCAUCUGUAAAGAUUCAAGAAAACUCUGUUAAUGGAGAUCUGCAAGUCAUUCAACCCACUGGAAAUGUUGCAGAGGAACAGGCAGUUGUAUCUGUGUCUGUAAACUCACAGAAAUCCGCUCCUGAGCAAGAACUAGCUCAGGACACUACUCCUAACUCAACACAAAGUUCAAAGGAUGACGGAAAAACGACCAAGGAAUCCUCCUCUCGACCUAUUACCUUUUGGAGAAAGUCUUUUAAGGGCGAUCCUUCACCCGUUAAGAUCCAAGAGAAUGUUGCACAGGAACAGGCAGCUGUAUCUGUGUCUGUAAACGUAGAGAAAUCAGCUCCAGAACCAAUACUAAUUCAGGAGACUACUCCUAACUUACAAUCACAGAACACAGGCAACAUCUCGAAGGAUGAAGGGAAACCAAUUAAUGAAUCGUCUCCAGGACCCGUUCCAUUUUGGAGAAAGCCGCUAUCGCACCAGAAGGGUACAGAAAAGUCUUGGAAGUCUCUCAAGGAGCAAAGGUUUUUCCUUCUUUGGUCUUUGCUAUUCUGGUCAUUUAAGGCUGAUCCACAGUCUAUAAAGAUCAAGGAAAACUCUUUAAAAGAAGAUCCACAAGUCAUUCAACUAACAGUGAAUGCGUCAUCAAAGCCAGAGGCCAAAGCCAAUACUGAUGCAGCAGCAGCUGCCGGCACCGGCCCCAAAGGACAGGAGACUCAAGACAAACAGAAGAAACCUGAAGAUGGGAAAAACGCUAAACCCAAACUGAUGAUGUUUUUCAAGCAGCUGUCAGUCAUUGGGGAUGGCGGUAAUACCAAUUCUGAGGAGACUAACCAGCAAAAGGCUAGCCCACCAACACUUGACAUCUCAGACGGGGUGGAGGUCAGUAAAAAUGAAAAAACUGUGGUCUCAGCUGUGGUAGAAACUCCAGCUCAGAAAAGCAAAGAGAACUCAAAGGACAAGAAAACAAUAGCGGAAAAAGCCACCAAGCAGGAGAUCAAAGAAUGUCCUGAAGCCACCAGCAGCUCGGUCCAACAGCAAGUUCCGGAGCCGGCCGUGGCACAGAAUGGAGGCGACUCAGAAAGUCAGAUGAAGAGGACCGAGAAGAGGCAGUCCCUCGGAAGCUUCUUCAAGGCAAUUGGACCCAAGAGAAUGUGUGACGCAGAAGUUCAAACCGACCCUGUCUCCAUUCUUCCCGCGGAAAAAGUCAAGUAAAUCCAUCCGGAAAGAGAGCAAAAGCAUGAGCGUUCACAAAAAAAUGUAUAUUUUUCAGGUGUCACUGUACAUAACUCAUUCGGAAACAAUAAAUCAUAGCAAUACACAAAAUUAUAGCCCAUAAACAUAUCCUAGCUGAUUUACUGGUCUGCACCAUUGGGUUGGGUUAUCUCACCCAUAAUAAGAGCCAUCACACAAACCCUUACAGAUGAUUUGCUCAUAAGUGAAAGAUAUGGAGAUUUAUGUUGUUUAAAGGAGGUGAAACGCAAGUAGUGACCCAUCAAAGUAAAAAAAGGCAAAAAACAGCUUUUUUUUCAGUAAUUUAAUUUAUCCCACAGACAGCUCAGGGAUAGAUCUCCCACAACGAUCCCACUUUUGGGUCAAAACGAAGGUAAACGGAGGUUACAGUUUCAGUUUGCACGCUAAAUUGUUGAUAUGCAGUCUUAAAUUACAUUAAUAUAAAGAAUGUUUUUUUAUGGAAAAUGAAUUAAUUUACAAGUAAAUCAGAAAAACACCUUUUUUUCAGUAUUUCGUGUUUCCGAGCAGGGGAUAUUCCAAAAUGUAUGGAGAGAAACUUUCCCUAGCCAAUUAAAAAAAGGUUCUGCAAAUGUAUGGGAUUUUACAUAUAUAUAUUUUAAAAAAAAAAUACUAUUUAGGGGAAAUUUGCUUUCUGGUUAUAGUUUUAAAUAAGAUAUUUUUAAAGUGUAGUUAUGCCAACCUCCAGUAGGGGGCGCAAUAUUACCAAACGCUCAUUCAUUCUGAGAUAUCUGGAGAACGCCGCCGCUGAUAUCUGUGCAUGUAAUUAAUAUAGACAGUCUAAUGAAUGCUGUAUUUGUUUGAUGAUCUAAUUGAAAACUAACUGAUCAGAUAAUCCACUUUUUUCAUUGUUACUCUAACGAAACAUUAUACAUUUUUGAUACAAUAAAAAAUGGUUUUAUUGUUUACUUAAUAAAACAAAUAACUGUACCGUACAACUUAUUUUAGCAUGUGAAAUAAAGUAUCUUUAGUGUACAGAGAUUAAAUAAAUUAAUUGAUUUCCUAUAA
Spea bombifrons (plains spadefoot toad) is the source of this 4109-nucleotide messenger RNA. It is a transcript of the gene BCAS1, whose product is annotated as brain enriched myelin associated protein 1. The transcript is spliced from 25 exons. Gene Ontology annotation, molecular function: structural constituent of myelin sheath. The record is from RefSeq and is a predicted model, not a curated record. The coding region runs from base 132 to 3065 and encodes 977 amino acids. Lineage: Eukaryota; Metazoa; Chordata; Amphibia; Anura; Pelobatidae. Gene Ontology annotation, biological process: myelination.